UUUCUCUCCGUUCCUGAGAAGAGAACGUCUCUCUCUCUCUCUCUGUGUGGAGAGCCAGGAAGAUAAAAACCCUCCGGCGAUCCUCGCGAUCGCGAUCUCGAUCUCGCCGCCGUCUCUUCCCUCUAUCGAAUUCGAUCUCGGGGAUCUUGCGAUCGCCGAAUCUCCGCUUCUCCCGGCGUCGAUCGCCGCCGGAUUUCGGGGCCGGGGGCAGGGGUCGAUGCGGCCCGCCGGGCUCGCCCUUUUUUUGGAGUGGUUCUAGGGUUUCGGUUUUGGGGCGCUUGGAGGCGGUGGGUGGAGAAGGAUUUGGGCCGGGGUGUCUCGUGUUGGGCGGUGGGGCAGGGUGGGUGAUUGGAUGCUGUCGGUAAGGAGGGGUGAUGAGGGAAGAAGGCAGAUAGGAUUAGGGUUUAGGGGGAUGGAGGAGAACGAGCUUGAAGAAGGAGAGGCGUGCUCCGGGCAGGAGGAGGAGGACGACUCCUGCAUCGACCCCGAUAUCGCCCUCUCCUACAUCGGCGAAAGACUUCACGAUGUACUGGGACACUUCCAAAAAGAUUUUGAAGGUGGAGUGUCUGCGGAAAACUUGGGGUCAAAGUUUGGGGGAUAUGGUUCAUUUUUGCCUACUUACCAGCGCUCUCCACCCAUGCUGGCUCAACCUAAAAGUCCACCAAAGGCGCCAAACACCAAUGCUGCAAGAUCUCCCUAUGCCCCUUCAUUUGAGGGUACACGUCAGAAUCCUUCAACCGGGACGUGGUUAUCACUUUCCAAAAAUAACACUGCCUCAGCAUCACCAUUAGAUAACUCAAGCAAAAAUAACAUUGGCACAGUCAAUGAUGAGAAGCCUAUUCCCCAGCAUGAUUCCUUGAGUAAACCAGUUAAUAGUAGUGACCAGAAGACACUAAAGGUCCGGAUAAAAGUUGGCCCUGAUAACAUCUUGGCAAGAAAUAAUGCUGCUAUCUACAGUGGCCUGGGCCUCGACAUGUCUCCAUCUUCAUCACUGGAGGACAGCCCGGACGGGAGUGGAGGCCUUACCCCUGAAUUUCCAGAUAUGCCUGAUGAAUCUCCCAGGACCAUUCUCCAGAUGAUGACAUGCUUUUCAGUACCUGGGGGAUUUUUGCUUUCACCUCUUCGAGAAAGUCUAUUCCAGCUGACUAAAAAAGAUACUUCUUUCGUCAAAAACUGUAAAACAGGCAUGCUUUACAAGGGCAUUCCUGAAAAGUAUGCGGUCUUAGGUGAUUUGGCACUGCCUAUUAGAGAUGUUGAAGGUUGCAGUGAAAACAAAAUGAAAUCUGAUGACAAGAAAGGGAGGUCCAUGGAAGUAAAGAAUUUAAAAUACCAAGAUGACAUAGACACAAAUUUGAAUAGGGAAACUGACAUUGAAAGCCCAGCUGGACAAGAGCUUGUUUCUAAUGCAAUGAAUUUACCAUCCUUAUCUGGUUCAAGGAAUGCUGAUAAAAAGGCAGAAAGGCAGAUAGUUGGGGAGUCAGUGAAAGGUGGCAAUAGGAUGUUGAAUGGGUUGAAGGAACCAAAGAAGAUACAAAUGAAGGAGAGAAUACCCUCACCUGAUUUAGUGAAGCAUAAACAAUUGGAGUCAUUGGAAAACAUGGAAAAUAAUGGGGCUGGCAAUUUAGGAAACGAAACAACAAAUUCAAAAGGGAAAUUUAACUCAAAAACAAUUAUGGCAGAUAAGGGCUUGGAAGAACGAAAUAUAUGUAAUCCAAAGGGUGCUUCAUUUGAUUUGCAACGAGAAGUCGGAGGCAAAGUUAAGGAAAAAUAUGAUCCAGGCAAUGCCCAUUCUGACAGGCUUAAGGGAAGGAAGGAGCGAAUUUCUGGACCUGCAGAUCACAUUAAACAUGUUCCAUCUCAGAAAGCUACUCCAUGUGAAGAAGAUGGAGACAAGAUAUUCCGAGGAAAGGACCAGUUUGAAGGCAAAAGAAAACUGGGAAAACAAACUGAUGCUGCAUUACUCAUGGAGUUAUCAAAGGAUAACCUGAGUGGUCAUUCUUCUGCAUCCUUAAAAGAAAAAAAGAAAAAGUCUCAUGCAAAAGCUAACUAUUCUGAAAAGAAGUUCAAAGUUUUAAAAUCCCGCAAAGAACUGAGUGGUGACUCCUUUAAAGAGUUGCAUGGGGAUGUUUUGGGUGAUAUAAAUGCCAAACAGCUAGAGAAGGGAACUGAUAUGCCGGAUUUACAUUCCAAAGAUGAGAUGAAAGUUCUGAAGCCUGAGCAUGAGGAGCCGUUUCAAUCUAUUAAAACAUCAAAGGAGAGGUCAGGUGGCAAAAAGAUCGAUAAGCCUCCAAUCACUGAUGUGCCUGUUAAUGAACCCACAGUUAUGCCUUUGAUGGGCAAUGCACAAACUUCAGGUGCGGCUGCUGCCCCUUAUGCUCCUGUUGUUAUAGAGGAACAUUGGGUAUGUUGUGAUGCAUGCCAGAAGUGGCGCCUCUUACCCUACUGGACAAAUCCUGAUCAACUACCCAAGAGUUGGCAAUGUAACAUGCUUAAUUGGCUGCAUGGAAUGAAUAGUUGCGAAAUCGGCGAGGAGGAAACAACAAAAGCUCUAAAUGCACUCUACCUGGUUCCCGCUGCCCCAGAGACUGGUGCUAGUUUGGAAGGUCAUAAUGUUGCUGCAUCAGGCAUUACAACAACCAAUGCUCAGUAUCGCAAUCAAAAACUUGAACGUAAUUUGCAGAGUGUGCCUGCUGUUCGGAAGAGGAAAAAUGGACCCAAGGAUGCAUCAAAUGUGUCUAAUCAUUCAAUUCAGUCUUCAAAUCCUGUGAAAAUGAGCCAGCAGGCCUCUAUCAAAAAUAGAAGUUUAAAUAAUGCAAGCCAGUAUCCUUUUGAAACUAACUCAUUGGACAAAGUCAGCAUUGGACACACAAGAAAAUCAACUGACUUCUCUUCGGAGAAGCAAAAACACAAACAAAAGGAGAAGCACAAAAAUCUGGGCUGCUAUUCAAAUGGAGGUGAUUUUAUGGAAAAGAGCGGGAAACAAUCAAAGCCGAAGAGCAAGAGAGAGGUCGAGCAAGAUGAUUCUAGAGCAUUUAAAAAAAUCAAGAACGAAGGAUCACAUUAUCUCAUCAAAGAUUGUUAUCCUGACCAUGAUGUAAUUGGAAAAGAAGGUCCUGACAUGGCUAAUGGUCUGUCAACUAAGACAAUUGCAAAAAAUCGUCAGAAACACAACAAUAUUUCUUUGUCCAAGGACUUGAAGUGCGAGACAAAAGGCAGCUUAUCUGUGUCAUCUAGGAGGUUAAAAAAUGAAGUUCAGGAUAUUUCAAAUGGGGAGAUUAAAGAAACAUUCAGCACGUCAGAUCUUGAAAAACCCGAGGGACUGAGGUUUGCUGCUAAGAAAAGAAAACCGAAGGAGUGGCAGGACAGUCAGGAGGCCCAGGCUUCCCUUAAUGAAGUAUUAAGUGACAAUGAGAUGUUAAAGUCAAAGAAGGCUAGGGUUUCAAAUUCCGAUGGAAUGGGUUCUAGUGCAAGUAAGAUUGAUGGUGGGAUGGACAAAAGAGGUUCCUCAAUGAGGGCUAUCUUGCCUUCCAGUAGAGAACAUCUACCUGAUGGAAUGGAUGAUGAGGGCAGCUAUGCUGUUGGAAAGGAGUAUCAGUUGGGGCAGUGCCGGGGGACUACAUCUCAACAGGCAUUGGACUGUGUUGAUCCCUUGAAGAGUGAUAUGGCUUAUGCACAGGCUUCUACGGCAGCUACUUCAAGUUCUUCAAAGGUUUCAAGCUCCCGCAGAAGUAAAGCCAACUUUCAGGAACUCAAGGGCUCUCCAGUAGAGUCAGUUUCUUCAUCUCCAUUGAGGAUUUCAAACACUGAGAAGCUUUUUACCAAAAGAAAAUCAGUGGUAAAGGAAGAUGCAAUAAAUGUUGGUUCCUCUGUCCUGAGGAGCCCAAAAAGAUGUUCAGAUAGUGAAGUCGAUGGUGAAAGUGACCGUUCGCGAAAAAUAAGGAAGGAGACAUCUUAUUCUGUCCAAAGACGACCUAUAGAAAAUUAUAAAGCAGCAGAAUCUGGAGUUUUAGAUUCUGUGAGAAGGCCACUGAAUCGCCAGAGCAGAGAAGCAAAUCAAUUAUCUGGCGGCAAAGUCGAAGAUGAGAUGCUUUUGAAAAGGGGUGCAUGUGAUGGUGUCUCAACCGCUGAAUUUGAAGAGAUUAAUGUGGUGAGUGGUACUAGAAAUCUUAUGGAUCUUGAUAACAACUGUCUUCAUGAAUCUCCAUAUAAAGACCAUGCUCAAGAUCUUGAUAAGCUGAAUAAACACCACCAGGUAGAUGGUUCUAGUCAUCAGAACUUUGGUAAGAACUCUUCUUUGAAGUUCAAGGGGAGACAUAGGAGUUCUAAAUCAGACAUGGACAAUAGUAAACUGAAGGUUUCUGGUUCUUUUUGCGAAAACAAGGAUUCAUAUUCUACCAAGAAUGGCAGCAGCUGCCGACAGAAGGUUGACCUUGAUUCUCAUCAGCAUUCUACUUAUCUUGAAAAUGCGAGGGAUAAAAAUUACAGUUUUGAGGGGAAGGAUGAGAAAGAUUGCUCAGGGAAGAAAGACUGUACUGCAAGAUCUUCUACAGGUAGAAGAGAUAAUAACUCAAGUUUUGGAAUACAAGAAAGUUUGGAUGAGCAUGGUCCUUCCGUUCUUCCUAUUCAGCUCAAAGAUCUUGACUCACGAGUUUCAGCUGUAGGAGCUAGAUGUGGCAAAUCCAAUGUACAUGAUGGCCUACAAUUGGGAUCUUCUUACAAUGAGGAAAAAUCACCAAAUCACUUAAUUUCUGGUCAGAUUGAUCUACCGGAACUGCCAUUUCUUACAGGGAAAGCACAUUCAAUUUUGUCUUUUAGGGAUAAACAAGGAACUCACUGUCCGGACCCUCAGAAGUUCUCACCUGUCAAGGAAAGCAGGUCAGAAGUACCCUCCUGUGAUGCAGUAAAUGCUGAUACAUCCAAGACAGGGAAACAAUCUAGACAGCCCAAUAUCCAGAAUGGAUUGCACCAUCCAGGUUUGAGGCAGGCCACCCCAAAUGAUCCUGACACAUCAAGUCCAAUUCGAAAGGAUGGCCAUUCUGCUGCACACAUUGUCAUGAAAGAAGCAAGAGAUUUAAAGCAUACAGCUAAUCGUUUAAAGAGUGAGGGACUAGAACUUGAAAGCACAAGCCUAUACUUUCAGGCAGCAUUGAAGUUUCUGCAUUGUGCCUCUCUUAUGGAGCCUCUCAGUUUUGAUAGUGCAAAACAAGGAGACCCUUCCCGUUCAAUGCAGAUGUAUUUUGAAACAGCAAAACUCUGCGAAUUUUGUGCUCAUGAAUAUGAAAGAUGCAAAGAGACGGCAGCUGCUGCUUUAGCAUACAAGUGUGUAGAAGUGGCCUAUUUGAAGUCUGCAUACUACAAAUAUCCUAAUGCAAGCAAAGACCAACAUGAAUUGCAAGCAGCUCUUCAGAUUCUUCAGCCAGGGGAGUCUCCGUCUUCUUCUGCUUCAGAUGUUGAUAAUUUAAACAAUCAGGGUACAUUAGGUAAGGCUAUGUCAGCCAGAGGUGUUACUUCCCCUCAGGUUGCCGGCAACCAUGUUAUAGCUGCUUGCAAUCAUCCCCACGUCAUGCGGUUGCUCAGCUAUACAAGUGAUGUAAACUGUGCAUUUGAAGCAACCAGGAAAUCAAAGAUUGCUAUUGCAGCUGCUAGUGCCAGCCUGGAGAGGGACAGGGCUGAUGGCAUGUCUUCUGUGAGAAAAGUUCUGGAUUUCAACUUUGACAACGUAGAAGGACUAUUGCGACUUGUACGACUGUCAAUGGAGUCUAUUAAUUGUUGAGUGCUCAAAGAUAGAGGAAGAUUGGCCCUGUGAAUAGAAACAAGGGAUCAUGUUGUUCUGCUUUAUCCUCUGCUGUGCUGGUUAUAUGGGGGUGAAAAUGCUCGAUUAGUUUCCGUCUCACUUUUAUGAUAGCAUAUUCUUUCUUCCAAAAGGGCCUGGACUUUUAAGUCUUGCUUCCUGUAAAAUGUGUACAGAAAGUUCACCUUGCAGUCUUUGUAUUCAUUGCAGCCUUUGAUGUUUUUAGGCUCGUUUAAGGCUUGAAUUCAUUGGCCCUUGCACCAUCAACUGUAGAGAGGUGACAGAUGAUGUGCAUUUUCUUAUUAGUCUCUGCAACAUGAUGGAGAUCAUGCUAUAGACAGGGUUGUUCACUUUCUUUAUUCAUGGAUUCAAAAUAUGUGAUGAAAACAUCAUGGAAGUGGGCCGACAUGAAUUGUUUUCCGUUAAGCUCGGUCUGGUUUGGGUGCCAAAUGUGACCUUGUUUAAAAUGCCAUGAAGCAGAAUACAGCUGACAUUGCUUGUCAUGGUUGUCCUAUUGGUUUUUGUUGAUAACUAGGGUUGGAGCAUAUGUGAUCAUGGAAAGGGCAGACUAGUACUGAGCAAUUAUAGUGUAGUUAUACAAGACAUUCAGUUCGUAGGUUCUCUGACAUUGAAGCAUCUGAGUUCUAACCUUACCCGAAGAGGGGAUUUGUUAAAUCAUAACACUAACAUAAUGUGGGGAGCAAGGGUCUUUUUGUUGGGUUCUUGUUGCGUUAGUCUUCAGUCAAAAUUCCAACAGGUUGGAAAAGAUGGUAAGGUGACCGAGUAGCGACAUGGGCGGCUAUAUGCUUUUAGUUGUUUUGAUCGGUUUGGAUCAAGAAUUGUACAAAAGCACACCCUCUGAGUUGGACCUGGUUACUCCCCAUGUAUUUAAAUAGAAGAAAAGUUUUAUUUCAAAAUAAAAGGUUUCAAAAUAAAAAAAAGUUUUAUACUUUAACAUGCUAGCAUGAUUUUUUCCCCCCCAA
This is a messenger RNA of Phoenix dactylifera (date palm), 6774 nucleotides long. RefSeq names its product cysteine-tryptophan domain-containing zinc finger protein 7-like. The record is from RefSeq and is a predicted model, not a curated record. Lineage: Eukaryota; Viridiplantae; Streptophyta; Magnoliopsida; Arecales; Arecaceae. Gene Ontology annotation, molecular function: zinc ion binding.